Molecule: messenger RNA, 4100 nt
Organism: Ruditapes philippinarum (Manila clam)
Lineage: Eukaryota; Metazoa; Mollusca; Bivalvia; Venerida; Veneridae
Product: WD repeat-containing protein 76-like
Exons: 12
Coding region: 1-1212 (403 amino acids)
Biological process (GO): regulation of DNA damage checkpoint
Cellular component (GO): nucleus
Molecular function (GO): protein binding; DNA binding
Source: RefSeq, a predicted model, not a curated record
AUGAACGUAGAAAAGUGCGAGGAGGAGAAGAUGGCAGUGCUGACAAUUGAUUAUGCCAAGAGACGUGAAGAAAACCUGCGCCUGAACAGAGAAUUUUUAAGGCUCAAGACAAGAUCUCCUUGCGUUCCGGAAAGAGACUGCGCCAAUUCUAAUAGGGGCCUGAAAAAGAAAAAAGCUCCAAAGGAGAUUUUAGCCACGAGAAGUAGCCUGAGAUAUGCUGAAAAGAUGUCAAAGACCAAAGUAACUGCUGAACGUGUAGCUAAAGUGGUUCCUGAACGGACCUUCUCAUUGGCACUUCAUCCCUCAGACACUAAAGUGAUAGCAGCAGUGGGGGACAAGUGGGGAAAAAUAGGCAUCUGGGACGUACUGUGUGAUAGUGAAUCAAGAGCGGAAGGGGUGUGUUGUUACGCGCCUCAUUCCCGACCAAUCACAUGUCUCGAUUUUCCUGUACACUCGCCAGAGAAGAUGUAUUCCUGUGGCUAUGACGGAAGUCUGAGAUGCGGAGAUAUGCAAAAAGAAAUCUUCAUUGAUGUAUUCAAUGAACCAGAGGAUGACGAUGUUUUGUUGAGGAAUUUCAUUUUCACGUCUCCACACACUAUGUUGGUGUCUGAAAACACAGGUUGUGUAGCCUGUGUAGACAUUAGAACAGCAAGUACCACAGCUGAACAGAUGUAUGAAUUAAGUCACAAAUCUUUUAGGACUGUCAGUCGUCAUCCAACACAGCCCUACUACUUUUGUACAGCGGGUGUUGCAGGGAGUGUAAGUGUUUGGGAUCAAAGGAACUUGAAACCUAAGAAGAGCAAAGCUUUAUGUGAGCUUGCUAUUGGAAGAAACAUUAAUAGUGCAUACUUCUCACCUGUGACAGGGAAACACAUUCUGGCGACAUCUAUCAAUGAUAAAUUAACAAUUUAUGACAGUUCAGAAAUUGGUCCAAAUAUUACAGUGAAGAAAUCCAUUAGUCAUAACAAUCAAACUGGACGUUGGCUUACUGGAUUCAGAGCUGCUUGGCACCCUGCCAGAGAAGAUUGUUUUAUUGUUGGCAGUAUGAACAGGCCUAGAGAGAUAUCACUGUUCAGUGUUGCUGGCAAAAAGCUGCAUGCCUUUAAAGAUGAAGACUACCUAAACAGUGUAUGCAGCCUGAAUGCUCUACAUCCAACUCUGAACCUGGUUGCCGGCACCAAUUCUAGUGGCAGAGUCUUCGUGUUUAUGUGAUCAUAUAAAAGCAGAUUAUGUACUUGGCGCUUUGUGUGUUUAUACUUAGACAUGUGUUCAUAAUAUUGUGUUCAAUGAACUGUUGUGUUACAAAACAGACUGUGUUAAAAAACAGACUGUGAUUGAAAGAAUAUAGUGAACUUUACAAAAGUAGUUUGUUUACAUUACUAGAAAGUAAAUUGUGUUCAUGUGAAGAUAGUGAUCGUAUGAUGUCAUACUUGCACAUUGCAAUAUUCAGGUCUGUUGACAAGUGAUAUUUACAAUAACUGUGUUCAGAAAGUAAUCUCAGGAAAAUGUUGUUUAUUUACAUGUUAUUUUUAUUUCCCCACCAUAUGAUAUGGUUGGCGUUAUACUAGAAUCACUUUUUUGUUUUGAUUUUUUCAAACUUAACUUUAAAUAAACAUAAAAGAUAAAUCAGCAAUCAUAAAAGUCUUGGUAAAUGCUUCAGUAAGGGUAUCUGUCAAUCCUGUGACGAAUUUUCAGUUUGAAGCUUUUUUUAAAAUCAAGGUGUUAUGUAAAGAUAUUUCUUGCCAUGUUUUCAUUGUUGUAUUAAUGACACAUAAUGGACAACGUAAUACCAUGGCAUGUGGCAUUGGAGAAAAAAGUAUGAUUAUUUUAUUUUUGUGACUGUAAAUAGUGUAUGAUAUUUUAUUUUGAUAUGUAAGUAUCUUGUUUCCUUUAAAUCAAGACUUAGAGGUACUAACUUGUCUUUUCCAAAAAAUAAUCCAACUUUUCUGAUUAGUGGAUCUUUGUCAUUGUAGUGCCAAAACUAAAUAGCGGAUCACUCAAAACACUUUCUAAAGGUAUCGAAUAUGGAACUUUAAAUAUUUGCUGAACAUGACAGAGGGCAGUUGUAAGACAAGGGGCAUAAUUCUGAAAGGAAUCAUUUUAGAGUUAUGCCCCUUUUUAAAACAGAAUUUUUUUGUCAAAAUAGCUUUUCAAGAUAAAGGAUUUGUAAACUAUCAAAGGUUACAACCACAAAACUUGGUAUACUUUAUCAUGGCAAGGUGCAGUUGUUACACAUGGGACAUGAUCUUGAAAGCAAAAUGUUUUUGAAGUAAUGCCCCUUUUUAAUGUAGAAUUGUUGUUAAAAGUGGUUAUUGAUAGAAAACAUUGAAAAUAUCAGAUAUAUUGUCCUCAUUUUUGGCUAACCUGCCGAGUAAUGGAGACGAGGCACAUCUGUAAAACAAGGGACAUAAAAUAGGGAUCAUUAUUUGUAGAGUUUUGUCCCUUUUUCUCAUGAAAAUUAAUUUAACAUUUGUAGAAAUACCAAUAAAGCCCAAGAACCAAGGGCCAUUUAAUCAAAAAUUUUGUCCAAAUCUGAAACUUACACCAGAGUAGGUAUAUAGUCUCUCCUUAACAAAAAUCUAACUCUUACAAAAUUUUGCUUUCACAACGCUUCAGAAUCCAAGAUGGCGUCCAAUAUGGCCGCCGACUUUAUACAAAAGGAGUAUAUAUCUUAUUAUGGUAAAUUUUACAGCAAAAAUUAUGCCUUUUUACAAUAAAAAGAAGUGCAAACAUUUCAAUAAAAAUCAGGUUAUGAUUAAAUGACGUGAAAUAUAUAGCCUUUUUGGGUUUUUGUCUUAAAAUUUUCAAAAUAUCAAAGAAAAAUGCCUAUUUUUUUUGCAUAUUUUUUAUUAUGGUUACCUAGAAAUAAUAAAAAUAUUCCAAGUAGCUCCUUAAAUUCUAAUAUUGUUUUGUUUUUCAUAAAUACUAUGUGCGUUUUAAGUUGUAAUCAUAAAAAAUGCAAGGAAUUUCAUAAUUUAUAAGUUUUAUACUUGAUUAAAUUGGGUGGGGUAAUUUCACCCCAAAAUUGGAAAAAUACAAAAUUCGCCGAAAUAUGUUAAUUUUAUUUCUCUGCUUUUUAUUUUACUUUCUAUGUGAUUUCAUACAAUUAUUCUCUUUUUUCGUGCAUUUUUAUUGUUUUCAAGUUUAUUUUAAUAAUAAUUUUAUGGUGGGUGGUGUAAAAUAAAAAAAAGUGCACAUACGAAUAUGUGUAUCGAAUUACUGAAAGCUACCGGAAAUAUCGAAAGGUACUUAAAGUUGACUUAAUAAAGAAAUAAAUUAGUAAUCUAAAGCAAUGGAAAUUAUAUAAACCAUUUUUUGGAAAUUAAGGCAUAUUUUGUUAUGUAAUUUUCAACUUCAAAUUAUAUUUCCUGGUCAUACUCUUUCGCCACACUUGUUGUUCAACAUGUAUGCAGGCAUGCAUGUGUUUUCACUGUUUAUAAUUAAAGUCGAUUUGAAAAAAAGUGUUUUAUGCACUAAUUGUCAUUUUUAUGCAUUUCUUGUUCUUAAGUUGUUCUUGUCUUUCUUAAAGUAUAGUGGUCUAUGGUCUAGGUAAAACAAAAAAGAAGAGAAGAAUGCACAUUUAAAUAUAUGUAUCAAAAGACUGAAGCUACCGAGAAAUACCUAACUAAACCCAAAUGAUCUUAUGUUGCCUUAAAAACGUGAAGAGAUAAGUUAUUGUCAUUUUUAUGCAUUUCUUGUUCUUAAGGUAGAACGCGACACUUUGCGAACUUUCGAGCAGCGUCUUGAAAAUUGGCAUGCAAACAAUUGACCAUAUUUCUGUUUGGAUUUCGUUGAUUUUAUUUCAAUAGUUUCAGCCAAUUUUUGUACACAUGACGUUUAAGUUGACCAUCAAAGCCCGAUUUUUAACAUGACGUCGUUGCGUAUCCUUGGCAACUGUUACGUGUAUUUCAACGCCAUUGGCGGACAAAAUAUCUUAAAUCCUACAGCAUUCGACGGAAAUUAUUUUUCCCUUCAAGCAAAUAUAAAACUUAUUGUUUUACGCCGAAAAUUGUUUGAGUAAUGGAAAAAAAUUGUUUAUUUUGUGUAAAAUUUGACGUUCAGUUUAGCCACAUUUUCAGGCUUAAAAUUGGCUUAUUAAA